ACAAAAAACACACACGGGCUUGCAAAAGCUGGAGUGCUCGAGGGCGCCUAUUCAGAUCAACAGAAAUGGAUAUGGAUGAGCAGGAAGGCAUAAAUGAGGAACUGAUUGAGUUUGCCCUUCAAGAGAGCCUCCAAGAUGCCUACAAGCUGCCAUAUUCUAAAACAAACAGGAAGGAACCAAACAGUGAAGACUUUACGAAGAUAAUGGAAGCCAUUCACAAAGGUGAUGUGUAUGCUCUGCAGGAGCUGUCAGGUGUGUCUGCCUUCAGAGAGAGCGACAGCAGGGGCCGGCUGCCUCUGCACGCAGCAGCUGCGCAGCCGCGGCAAGACGUCUUGCAUGCGGUGCUGCAGGCAGUGUUGACGUCCACAGACCUGACCCUGGAGGAGCAGACAGGGGACGGGGACACGUCUCUGACUCUGGCAGCAGAGGCCGGCCUGCUGGAAAACGUCAAGAUGCUGCUGCAGCAUGGAACCUCACCACACAACACCAACAGCAGGAACGAGUCUCCUCUGCUGAUUGCAGUGAGACAGAAAUCAUACAACAUGGUUUUAUCCCUCAUCAUGAGUGGGGCCUUUGUGGAGCAGGUGUGUCUCACUAAGUGGACGGCCAUGCAUGAAGCUGCAAAGGUGGGUUGUCCAGCUAUUCUGAUGCUGCUGCUGCGACACGGAGCCAAAGUAACUGCCAGAGACGGUCAUGGGGUGACUCCUCUGGGGAUUGCAGCUGAGCAUGGCAACGCCGAAGCUUUAGAUAUACUCAUACAGCAUGGUGGUGACGUGAAUGCCCAGGCCAGAAAUGGAGACACAGUCCUGUAUGAUGCAGCUGGAUCUGGAAACCUGGACUGCAUCGAGCUGCUCCUGGAGCACGGAGCCAACCCGAAUGUGGCCAGCUACGCCUGCCAGCUGCCCAUCCACAGGGCCGCAUAUGAGGGACACAUACUAGCCCUGAGGACUCUCAUCCCCAUCACCACAAAGAGAGCUAUCCGUCUCUCAGGCCAGGACCCGGUCCACUCAGCAGCUGAUGGGGGACAGGUUGAGUGUCUGGAGCUGCUAAUCCAGAAGGGAUACGAUGUCAAUGCCUUGCUAGACACGCACAUCUCUGAGAACUACAGCGACCUUAGGAAGUCUCCUCUGUACUUUGCCGUUUCCAAUGGUGAUGUAACCUGUGCCGAGAUGUUGCUGGCUGCUGGAGCAAGGACUGACCUGGACCCACUGCGAUGCAUCCUGGUUGCAAUACGCGCAGAGAGGUAUGAGCUGGUGCAGCUGUUGCUGUCCUACGGUGCAGAGGUGAAUUGUUAUUUUAGAGCGAUCAGCAACACACUGUUCCCCACAGCCCUGCAGUACAGCCUGAGGGACCCCGUCAUGAUGAGACUACUGCUCAACAAUGGAUAUCACGCUUACAAGUGUUUCCAGUGUUGCCAUGGUGACGGUGUAGAAAUGGAUAGCACCUGGACUGAACUCCAUAACCAAGCCUACCAGAUUUACAGCCAACCUAACGCCAUCACAUUCUGUGAGUUUGUAUCUGUGUCGUGGCUGACACAUCUGGUUGGCAGUGUUGUAAGGAUGCUCCUGGACUAUGUCAGCCUUGUCAACAUCUGUCCCAAGCUCAAACGCAUCCUAAAGAGGAGGCCAGAGUGGGAUGAGAUUUUGGGCAUAAUGAGCAGGCCAAGGUCUCUGCAGCACUUGUGUCGACUAAUAAUCAGAGGUCACAUGAGCCUCAGGAUGCUGAAUGACCCUAAAGCCAUGGCUGACAUCCCCUUUCCUCCAAGACUGAAGAACUAUGUGACCUACAGAGACUACGACCUGUAUGGUGACCUCUCGCUGACGUGAAACACAUUUCAUUUGACUCUGUGUGAUUGAAACACAAAAGAAAAUGCACAAGUCACUCUUUUAAAAUACACCAAAUGGGAAUAUAUUUUCUCUUAAACUCUCUUUUCUAUUUAAUUUCCUAAGUUUUGCAUAGUAUCAGCUUGUGUGGUUGACUGUGUUGCCAUAGCGGUCUCUUUCUGUUCCUGUCUAAUACAAUAUCAUUAAUGCUUGUAUUCUAGACUACAUUGCAAAUGUGUUUGACGUCUCACAACACAGGUGUUUUCACUUCUUGCUGAUUAGACCUCAGGUCAAGGAUAAGUGCAUGUAAGGGCAGGGACUUGUAUGAGGUUGCCAAACCACAGCAACUCAUCAGAAUGACUUCAGUCUAAGUUUUCCUGCCCUAAAAGGUGCAACCGAGCGCGAUCAAGCACAAUGCACACGCCCACACGGUCCUGAGAAGAGGUCCAAUCAGGCAGGUUAAGUGGAAACACCUGUGUGGGUGGACAACAUUAUUCUCACUUUGUGCCGGCUUCAAGUGUACACAUUGUGUAUAGUCAAUAUGGGGUUUGAAAAGGAAAAUCAUUAUAGUAUUGUUACUUAACUUACUUAACUUAUAUAACAUGAAUUUGUUAGUGUGUUUUGUUUUUUUGUAAUAAACCAUGAUAUAAAAAAAAAAUACACUUUUGUAACCUGUGUUUAGAUCUGUAUCUUGGAGCUUACUGACUAAAGUGGAAUUAAAUCACCAAAGCAGCAA
Messenger RNA from Dicentrarchus labrax (European seabass), 2559 nucleotides. It is a transcript of the gene asb15b, whose product is annotated as ankyrin repeat and SOCS box containing 15b. The transcript is spliced from 14 exons. The coding region runs from base 66 to 1826 and encodes 586 amino acids. Gene Ontology annotation, cellular component: cytoplasm. Gene Ontology annotation, biological process: intracellular signal transduction. Gene Ontology annotation, molecular function: protein binding. The record is from RefSeq and is a predicted model, not a curated record. NCBI's taxonomy places the organism in Eukaryota, Metazoa, Chordata, Actinopteri, Moronidae.